UCGAUAAGUGAAGCAUGCACCUUCUACGCAACCUCCUCCUGGAAAAUGAGCAUGAACAGAGUUUCCUUUUCUUUUAGGAGCUUCAUUUGAUCAAGUUUCAGAUAAGAUUUUAUAUCGAGCACCCAUUGCCUCCUUUUGCACUUCUCCCUCUCCUCUCCCUGCCAUAUUUGUGACCAUGAAUGGCCCUGAAAACCCUAACCCUAAUUACACUUGCUUCGAAGAGAUCGUCGAUCUGUCAGAAUUCGAAUUAUCGGAUUAUCUCCUUCUCGAAAAUGAUUUCGAGGAAGAUUUGUCGGCGAAAACAAUGGCUAGUUCUGAGGAAAACUUCGCGGGCAGCAGCUCCAACGGAUUCGCUCACCACAAAGCCAGUGAAAGAAGAAAUAGUAACAUAAGAUGCAAGAGUGGAGGGAAGAGCAAGUUAGGUACUGGAUUUAGGGUUGCAUUCAGGACCAAAUCGGAGCUCGAGGUCAUGGAUGAUGGAUUCAAAUGGCGAAAGUAUGGGAAGAAAUCAGUCAAGAGCAGCCCUAACCCCAGGAAUUACUAUAAGUGCUCGAGUGGAGGGUGCCACGUGAAGAAGAGGGUGGAGAGAGACAGGGACGACUCAAGCUACGUGAUAACAACGUACGAGGGCGUUCACAACCACGAGAGUCCAUGUUCUGUGUAUUACAACUACAAGCAGAUAAGGCCUGUCGUGGACGCCAUCGUUGCUGGCGCUUGGGAUCCGCCGGCCCCUCCUUCGCAUUCUUCCAACUGAUCUCCCCUCCUCAUAGAGGUGUUUCAAGCCCUCCUUUGUCAAACCUUAAUUAGUCUUGACAUACUCGCAUGAGAACCUCACAUGGUUUAUGUUGUCUCUCGAUGAAUAUACAUAGAAGCUUCUUCGCUGUGACCUUGACUCAUUGUAGACCCAGUGAAUCUCGAUACAUUAGUUUCGCCUAAUCUAGUUGCAUAAUCAGUACAUUC
Molecule: messenger RNA, 960 nt
Organism: Syzygium oleosum
Lineage: Eukaryota; Viridiplantae; Streptophyta; Magnoliopsida; Myrtales; Myrtaceae
Product: probable WRKY transcription factor 51
Exons: 3
Coding region: 176-754 (192 amino acids)
Biological process (GO): regulation of DNA-templated transcription
Molecular function (GO): sequence-specific DNA binding; DNA-binding transcription factor activity
Source: RefSeq, a predicted model, not a curated record